GCAUCUGCUAGUUCCUCCUCUCCCGCUUCUUCUUAACGGAGGAACGCCAGGGUUUGCUCUCGAUGGAGACGCAACUGCUCGUCGCGCUCACGUUCUCACUGGUCGGCGGAUUGAGCACCUCGAUCGGUGGGCUUUUGGUGAUUCUUAGUGACACUCCCAAUCUUAAGAUUCUUGGUAACUUACAAGGUUUUGCAGCUGGCCUUAUGUUGAGCAUGUCCUUUUUCGACUUGGCACACAAUUGUAUGAAUUCUCUUGGCUUCCUCAAAGGCAACAUCUGGUUCUAUGUAGGUGCUCUGUUCUUUGCUUCUGUUAUCAAUAUCAUUCCAGAACCAACUCUUGUUCCAGAGAAGUACAAGGAAGAGAAAGAUGGAUCAGUUAAGGGCAUUCUUAGGAAGCAUCGCAGACAUGUCUUGUUUAGUGGGAUAAUAACUGCAAUUGUUGCAGGCAUUACUGUGCACAACUUUCCUGAAGGAAUGGCCCUUUUUGUUGGAUCAAUGAAGGGACUUCGAAUUGGCAUUAACUUGGUUCUGGCUAUUGCUCUUCACAACAUUCCUGAGGGUAUUGCAGUUGCUCUUCCUAUCUAUUAUGCUACUGAAAGCAAAUGGCAAGCUUUCAAACUGGCAGCGCUUUCUGGUUUUGCUGAACCCAUAGGAGUGCUAUUUGUGGCUUACAUUUUCCCGAGACGUUUAAAUCCCGAAAUUCUUGAAGGGUUACUGGGAUCAGUUGGUGGAGUGAUGGCCUUCCUCACGCUGCAUGAGAUGCUGCCAACAGCAUUUGACAAUGCAGGACACAAACAGGCUAUUCAGGCAUUGUUCCUCGGCAUGGCUUUCAUGUCUGGAAGCCUAUAUUUCUUAGACAUCAGCCUGCCAAAGGAGAUGAGAUUGUAGCUAUCCGGAUGUGCAUUGUACUUUAUUCAAAGGCCUUCUACAUUGCAAAUUCGAAAUAGUAAUGUAUAUGUAUUAUUCACUCCUAGUCUCCAAAUGAAAAAAAAACUACUUUAGUCGUUUAUCGUUGCAUCUUUGAAAUCGCCUUGUAUAUAUACAA
This is a messenger RNA of Zingiber officinale, 1044 nucleotides long. RefSeq names its product zinc transporter ZTP29-like. The coding region runs from base 63 to 887 and encodes 274 amino acids. The transcript is spliced from 12 exons. NCBI's taxonomy places the organism in Eukaryota, Viridiplantae, Streptophyta, Magnoliopsida, Zingiberales, Zingiberaceae. Gene Ontology annotation, cellular component: membrane. Gene Ontology annotation, molecular function: zinc ion transmembrane transporter activity. Gene Ontology annotation, biological process: zinc ion transmembrane transport. The record is from RefSeq and is a predicted model, not a curated record.